CGAAAACUGCCUUCGUAUUGUUUGGGGGCACGUGGCAAUGGGUUCGGUGUCCGAUGGGGAUUUGCAACGCGCCUGCCACGUUUCAGCGGGCUAUGAAUGUGACAUUCCAGAACUUCGUCAACAAGACGCGGCUAACUCAGGGGAUGGUUAACUUAUGCGUCAUCGUGUAUAUGGACGACAUCCUAGUCUACUCGGAGACCUAUCACGGGCAUGCACAACAAAUCGAGUGGACGCUCGGAGCUCUGAGAGAUGCUAGGUUCAAAAUCGCGCUCGAAAAGAGUGAGUUUUUCCUCUUGGAAAUCUCGUUCUUGGGUUACGUGGUGACACGUGGGGGACUGCGACCAGACUCGAGAAAAGUCACGGUGGUGAAAGACACCCCUGUCCCCACGUCAUUGACGCAGGUUCGAGCUUUUCUGGGGCUGGCAUCAUACUAUCGUCACUUCAUCAAGGGCUUCGCCGCAAUUGCGCGGCCUCUAACGAACCUACUGCGGAAGGACCAGCCCCUCAGCUGGGAUGCAGAGCGCGAACGGGCCUUCGCCACCCUCAAGGACGCCCUGGCGACGACACCUAUUUUGAUCCGACCGGACCCUACGAAGAAGUUCAUUCUUAUCACGGACUGGCAUCCAGAGGCGAUGUCCGCUAUUCUAGCGCAGAAGGGGAACGGCGACCGAGAACACGUCAUCGAGUACGCAUCACGCACGGUGUCAGACGAGCGGAGGAACGAUUCGGCCCCGCAGGGCGAAUGCUACGCAGUGGUCUGGGGGAUUCGGCACUUCCAUGCGUACUUGUACGGACAAAAGUUCCUCCUUGUAACCGAUCACGAGCCAUUAUUGGCUCUCAAGAAGCUCACUAAUUACACGGGUAUGAUUGGACGGUGGGCGGUGCGUCUGCAGGAAUACGACUUCGACAUCAUCCAUCGAAAGACGAAGAGGCAUGGCAACGAGGACGGGUUGACACGUCUGCAUCGCCCCGCUAACGUGAGGAAAUGUGCUCGCCAAGGGAAGAUAGCGCCACGAUUCUUCGGGCGAUUUCGUGUGAUCGAACGGGGUGAACGCCAUGCGCCUCGUGUCGGAGGUCUCGGGAAGCCAAUCGGCUCGACUGAUCGUCCGCCACGUGUCCUAUCUUCGUCUUCUCCCUUCCUCUCCAUCUCCAGCUGUGUCUGCUUCCUCCUUCGCUACAGAGGAGGACGACGACUCUUUACCGCUCUCAUCCCCUCCUGCAUCUUUUGCCCCUUCUCAUACCCUGUCCCCAUCGCCAUCGCCAUAAGUUUUCUCACUGAGCGGGCUCUCGGCGAUCACAUGUUGGUGCCACGUGGCGACAUUUCGGUAAUUCGGCAAGUCCAUCACCCGCGAUUCAAUCCAGAUCUUCUACGGCUCGCGCAGUUCUUCUGUACCACGGGAGUGUACGUGGCGACGGAGUUCCGAUUCACGGGCCAUCGUCAAGCGAUCGUGUUGGCAGAGGCGUUGGCUGUUCGACGGCUGUCAGCACCGAGAGUUCGCCACGUGUCUACCAUCGUCAUCUUCGGCGGUGAUAUUAGCACAAUCAGCCCUCUACGACACAAGACCAUCCGGACGUCGUUCAGGGAGUGGGGCCAGCAGCUGGCAACGGAGUGGAAUCAGUGGCUUACUCGCCGUGGCGAUGAUCUUGUCCCCACAGAUGACAUCGGCGUCGGAGGAAUCCGAACAUCUCGACACGAGCCGGCGGUGGUGCUUCCGGAGCUCAUGACGUGGACGAGGGACAUAGAGCACCGCGCCUGGAUCGAAUACGUGGAGUUGUUGAUCAUCCAAGCUUGGAGGACGGAGGUGGAAGGAGACCUGCUCGGGUUUCUAUCCGGAUUGGUGCGGCCUGGGCAUCGACAACUGAUCGUACAGAAGCUCACGAUUCCCCUCGCGCAGCUGGUCGACGAUCUCCCUCUCGAUAUCGUUUCUCAAUGCGACGAGAGUCCGGUCCCGCAUGUCCUUUCACGAACUCUGACGUGGUCGGCCUGCCUCGAAGAGCAGGGAGGUAACAACAACCCGCCAUCGCAACGAGAAUACCAGGUCCCGCGGAGGAUAAUUGACCUCGCCUUCUUUCAGCCUCGAACGGCCUCCGAAGACGAAGGGCUAAUUCUAGAGGAGGAAGAAGAAGAGGGCGUAGAGGAAGGCGACGAGGAGGAAGAAGAGGAAACCUCCGAAGAAGCAGGAAGUUACAGUGAAUACAGCGAGAAAGAGUCAGGUGGUGGUGAAGAAGAAGAAGAAGAAGAAGAAGAAGAAGAAGAAGAAGAAGAAGAAGAAGAAGAAGAAGAAGAGGAAGAGGAUCAGUUGGAGGAAGAGGAGGAAUCUGAGUGGGAGACUUUGGGUGAAGAGGCGGAAUGCGCUGAGACUCGGGAGGAGGAUCCCGAGGCGGCACGAAGGAGAGAGGAGAUCGCAGCCGGGAAGCAGCCGCUGGAGUUCGCAAGUGGAGUGGAUCUGUCGAUCCCGAACAACCCGGCCAAGGAUCCCGAGCCGCCCAAGAACGACAAUGGGAACCUUGCUACCGAGACUUCGAGCGCACCGGCCCGACGUCGACGGAGUCGAUCCCCCUCCCCCUCCACCUCCGCCUGUCCACCAGUUCGAGCUCGUACCGAUGCGGGGCAUCGGGCUUCGUCCCCGGUCCUUAUCCCGUCGCCCCCGUGACCACCUCACCCUCCGCCAGAUCACCACCCGCAUCACCUUCCCCCUUAAUCCCUUUCCAAUCGACACCUUCCGCUUUUUCUACGCCACCCGUCU
Molecule: messenger RNA, 2747 nt
Organism: Chara braunii
Lineage: Eukaryota; Viridiplantae; Streptophyta; Charophyceae; Charales; Characeae
Source: the annotation of a GenBank genome assembly